Molecule: messenger RNA, 294 nt
Organism: Ilex paraguariensis (yerba mate)
Lineage: Eukaryota; Viridiplantae; Streptophyta; Magnoliopsida; Aquifoliales; Aquifoliaceae
Source: the annotation of a GenBank genome assembly
AGGAAUACUCUGUUUUCAUGUGUUGAUGGUGAAGUUGAUAAUCAUAUCCAAUCCAAUGAUGAAUUUGAUUUGGGAAAAGGUGAUUCAUUGGAGGUUGAAAAUUUUACUUUCCAUGAUGAACCCAUCUUACAGUUAGAUGACAUUGUUAGAAGCUGUUUGGGGGAAAUUCUGGCUAAUGAAAUUCACCAAGAAUUCUUUGAAGAAGAAAGUAUGAGUUCUAAAGUAUCAUUUUUUGAUAGAGAAUUUGAAUCAGAAGCCUCAUGUAAGAUGUUGGUGAAUGAUGAAUACAUCCAA